Molecule: messenger RNA, 320 nt
Organism: Aspergillus aculeatinus CBS 121060
Lineage: Eukaryota; Fungi; Ascomycota; Eurotiomycetes; Eurotiales; Aspergillaceae
Exons: 1
Coding region: 41-280 (79 amino acids)
Source: RefSeq, a predicted model, not a curated record
AUCAUCAAGCUUCAUCACAACGAAACCGCCUCAAACCACCAUGCAACUCAGCUCUUGGCUGUCCUUUCUUGUCGGCUGCAGCCUGUUGACCGCCGUGGCCGGUCAACGUGAUCGCUGUUACGAGAUUCGAGACUACGGUCGAAGUGGACGUUGCCAUCGUUGUCGAGAUGGCUAUCGCUUCUAUCAACGGAGCAACUGCGAUUAUGAUAGGCGAUGCUGCUAUGGAUAUUGCAUCGACGACCGGCACUCGGAUGGAGUGACUGAAGGAGGUAUGCUUUGAGCCAGCCUUGUACUAUCUGUCAUGCAAACUCGAGAGAUUG